AUGCUCUCAAAUCAAGGCUUGCUGAACAAGGGCCGUUUUUGCAUCUCGAACUUUGCCCGAGGUGUCAGUUCUGAGCUGAGGAGUAUACUUCAGUCUGAGUACCUCUCUCAGGUGAGUACUUACGUGACCUUGAGGCUCCAGAAUGUGAAGAGCACCACGGUGGCCGUGAAGGGGGAGGACCCGGCAUGGGAGCAGGACUUCCUUUUCGAGACGAGUCGGUUGGACGUGGGUCUGGUGAUCGAAGUGUGGACCAAGGGAUUGAUCUGGGACAAAGCACUCGGAUACCAUUUCCUUCCACUCUCCUGGAUUUCUUAUUCCAACGAGGAACGGGAAGGGGAAUGGCUAUCUCUGGAUGCGGAAUUGGAGAUGAAAAACGGGGAGGUGGUGGGGACGAAGACUCCGACCGGACACUGCAUCCUUCUCGACUGCCGAUUCGAGACUCCCUUCGAAUUUGGGGACAACGAGGCAUUGCAGGAGAAGUUAGAACUGCUGAACACGAUGAUGUUACAUCAAGAUCCCUUCCAGCUUCAAGACCCCCAUCAACGGCGACUCACUACCAUGCACCCUACUCAUUCCGAGGACAGCGACUACACGAGCGAUGUGAGCUACCCGAUCGGGCAGCAUCCCAACAGCUCUGCCUCUCAGUACCUCAACGCUGCCGCUCAGCUUCAGACGCCUCAGAGGUCUCUGGACUUGAGCCCGGAUUAUGGUACGUCGGACGCACCGGCCAGCGGAGGGGACCCCCUCUCCUACAACUCCCGGCCUCCUCGGCCCACGACCACCUCCAUCCCCAAUCAUCUUUACCACGAGGACAAUCAAGGGAUGGAAGAAGAUCGAGGACUGUCCUCUCGUCGCCACUGGGGAAAAGGGAACCGGAAGCCGAGUUUGGAGAGGCAGACGACCCUCUGGGACGACGACGCCUACCACCAACCCCUCCCGAAUCGGGACGGGUUGGAGGAUGAGAGCACGCCUCAAAGCGCAUACCCCCCUUCAUCAUAUCAGUACGGGGACGGAAAGACGGAGUACGGUUAUGACUGGCAGGGUUCAUGGGGUCAAACCGACGAGCAACAGCAACAUCAGCAGCAGCAGCAGCAACCACAACAACAACCACAACCACAACCACAACCACAACAACAAUCACAACCACAGCAACAACAACAACAACAGGAUCACUACAUGGACGAGGGCUACCGCGACAACGGCUACGACGUCUAUGGCUACGAAUACGGCUACUACGACCCGGAAUCCGGGACGUGGAACUCCUCCGACCCGAAUGCCUACUACGACUACGGAGAAUAUUACAAUCAAGAGUACUGGGACGAGAACGCCUACAACUACGGGGAAGGGUACGAUGCUUACGGAGCAGCAUAUCAGGAGGAGGAUGCGCCCACGCCGAAGGCGGAGUAUCAGCCGGAUAUCAGCCAAAAGGCUGACAUCGGCCCGAGGGCUGAUGUCAACCAGAAGGCAGGUGCCAAUAUCAAACCAGCAUAUCAGCAAGCCACGUCGGAGCUCAGGAAGGAGCUGGGCUCCUUCUUCGGUCGCCUCAAGGACGAUCUCUUGAAGCCCAAGUUGAACCUAAUGUUGAGCCAGCGAAGCUUCGACGAGGCCUACACCAACCAAGGAUCCCGUCACAACUCCCUGACGGGGGAUUCUCGGCAGAACAGUCUGGCGGGGGAAACCCGAUCCCGACAGAACAGUCUCGUCUUGGAAUCCCAGAAGAGCUUCGAUGGCGAAAGCCGCGGAGAUUUCUCCCGUCAGGGCUCCUACAUGGAAGAGGAGGAAGACCUCGAGGAAGAAGACUACGACCUCGACGAAGAGGAGAUGGACGAAGACGAAGACCCCGAGGACGAAGAAACGGAGGACGAAACCGCCGUCCUCGAGGGGAUCGCCCUGGACAUCACCAAGCGAAGCGACAUCCCCUCGGAGGGCGACCGGGACCUCGCCUUGGCCCUCCCCCCCGUGGAGAAGCCCCUCGGGCCCGGACCCACCCCCGACCCGGUGCCCCGGGAAGCCCGUCACGUGACCUUCGAACCCCAGCGACCCAAGAUGAACGCCCGACAGCGCUGGCACUGGGCAUACGACAAGAUCUCUGCUCAACUCAUCCGUGCAAUAAAGGACGGGGAAAGUGGGCGGAAUUACUUUCAACCUCGGAAAAGAUCCAGGACGAUAUUGACUCGAUCCGUCUCGAGAGAUGCGACACCGGAGGAGAAGCCGUCUCAGGCGGCCAGUGGCGUUCCCGUGUGUGCCGAGGCAAGGUCACCCGGCGCUCCCCAGGGUCGCAUCCCGUUACGGGAAGAGACCCAGGCUCGAGUCUCCCUUCUCCCUCAGCCAUUCUCGUGCCCAUAUGUGCGCUCGGCGGGGUGUGCUAGGAAGCCGUCAGCCUCUGUGCCAUGCGAGUGUUUCCCGUCCCGCGUCGCAUUCCGACGCGUGUGUAUUUUAUCUGUCGCUUCGUCGAGACUCAUCGAUUGUGAGGUGAAGGAAUGCGAUCUUCGGCUGGCAGCCAGAUGCAUGCAGCCGAGGGAAAGUCCUCCGCGGGGAUUCCUCGGAGCGUCGGUGAAGCUCAGUACAGUGUUCGGCUUUGAUAUAGAAAAGAGGGCGGCAGAAAAUGGAGAAAAGAAAGCCACUACUCCGGAAUCGGUUCCAUCCUCCAGUAGAAACAUUGAUGCAAAGUGA
Molecule: messenger RNA, 2673 nt
Organism: Darwinula stevensoni
Lineage: Eukaryota; Metazoa; Arthropoda; Ostracoda; Podocopida; Darwinulidae
Source: the annotation of a GenBank genome assembly